Molecule: messenger RNA, 2841 nt
Organism: Eptesicus fuscus (big brown bat)
Lineage: Eukaryota; Metazoa; Chordata; Mammalia; Chiroptera; Vespertilionidae
Gene: ZYG11B
Product: zyg-11 family member B, cell cycle regulator
Exons: 14
Coding region: 178-2412 (744 amino acids)
Cellular component (GO): Cul2-RING ubiquitin ligase complex
Molecular function (GO): protein binding
Source: RefSeq, a predicted model, not a curated record
CGCCGCCGCCGCCGCGGUGCAGCACCUCCAGCUUCAGAGGGAAGGAGGCCGCGGCCUGGGCCGAGCCUGGAGCCGCCGCUAGCCGCCGCUAGCCGGAGCCUCCUGGAGCCCCCGCGCCGGCUCAACCUGGGGGCGGGCUCAGGCCCGGCCCGCCGCCGAGCCCAGGACCGAGGCCGCAUGCCCGAGGACCAGGCUGGCACAGCCAUGGAGGAGGCAUCUCCCUAUUCCUUACUUGAUAUCUGCUUGAAUUUCCUGACUACACAUCUUGAGAAGUUCUGUUCAGCAAGACAAGAUGGAACAUUGUGUUUGCAAGAACCUGGAGUAUUCCCACAGGAAGUGGCUGAUCGACUGCUUCAGACCAUGGCCUUUCAUGGUCUCCUGAAUGAUGGAACUGUAGGUAUUUUUAGGGGCAACCAGAUGCGCUUAAAGAGAGCUUGCAUUCGCAAAGCCAAGAUCUCUGCUGUUGCUUUUCGCAAAGCCUUCUGCCAUCACAAGUUAGUGGAACUUGAUGCGACAGGUGUGAAUGCUGACAUCACGAUUACAGACAUCAUCAGCGGGCUUGGCAGUAAUAAAUGGAUCCAGCAAAAUCUCCAGUGCCUGGUGCUGAAUUCAUUAACUCUGUCCCUUGAAGAUCCUUAUGAGCGGUGCUUCAACCAGCUUUCUGGCCUUCGAGCAUUAAGCAUCACCAACGUUCUCUUUUACAAUGAAGACCUGGCUGAAGUUGCCUCAUUGCCAAGAUUAGAGAGCCUGGAUAUUUCUAACACCUCAAUCACAGACAUCACGGCUCUGCUGGCCUGCAAAGACCGACUCAAGUCUCUAACCAUGCAUCACUUAAAAUGUUUAAAAAUGACAACUACUCAGAUACUGGAUGUUGUUCGAGAACUAAAAUACCUGAAUCAUCUUGAUAUAUCAGAUGAUAAACAAUUUACAUCAGACAUAGCCCUUCGAUUAUUAGAACAAAAAGAUAUCCUACCCAACCUGGUCUCCUUGGACGUUUCUGGGAGAAAGCAUGUGACAGAUAAAGCUGUUGAAGCCUUUAUACAACAACGGCCCAGUAUGCAGUUCGUAGGUUUGCUGGCCACUGAUGCUGGUUACUCUGAAUUCCUCACAGGCGAAGGGCAUUUGAAGGUGUCUGGAGAAGCCAACGAAACUCAGAUUGCAGAAGCAUUGAAGCGGUACAGUGAACGAGCAUUCUUUGUCCGGGAAGCUCUAUUUCAUCUUUUUAGUCUGACUCAUGUGAUGGAAAAAACAAAGCCAGAAAUUUUAAAGCUUGUGGUCACUGGGAUGAGAAACCACCCUAUGAAUUUACCAGUGCAACUUGCUGCAAGCGCCUGUGUAUUUAAUUUAACCAAGCAGGAUCUUGCUGCAGGAAUGCCUGUCAGACUCCUGGCUGAUGUGACCCACUUGCUGCUGAAAGCUAUGGAACAUUUUCCUAAUCACCAGCAGUUGCAGAAGAAUUGCCUCCUUUCACUUUGCAGUGACCGGAUCCUUCAAGAUGUUCCAUUUAACAGGUUUGAAGCAGCUAAGCUUGUCAUGCAGUGGCUCUGCAACCAUGAGGAUCAAAACAUGCAAAGGAUGGCAGUUGCUAUCAUUUCCAUUCUGGCUGCCAAGCUUUCUACAGAACAAACUGCACAGCUUGGUGCUGAGCUCUUCAUUGUGAGGCAACUUCUUCAAAUAGUGAAGCAGAAAACCAAUCAAAAUUCGGUGGAUACUACUUUGAAAUUUACUUUGAGUGCACUUUGGAACCUCACAGAUGAAUCUCCAACCACUUGCAGACACUUUAUUGAAAACCAAGGGUUAGAACUCUUCAUGAGGGUUCUAGAGUCUUUUCCAACUGAGUCAUCCAUUCAACAGAAAGUUCUAGGACUUUUGAACAAUAUAGCUGAAGUACAAGAAUUGCAUUCUGAAUUAAUGUGGAAGGAUUUUAUAGACCACAUCAGUAGUCUCCUACAUAGUGUGGAAGUGGAAGUCAGUUACUUUGCAGCAGGAAUUAUUGCCCAUUUAAUAUCUAGAGGUGAACAAGCUUGGACAUUGAGCCGUAGCCAGAGAAAUUCUCUUCUGGAUGAUCUGCAUUCAGCUAUUUUGAAAUGGCCAACUCCAGAGUGUGAGAUGGUAGCAUACAGGUCCUUUAAUCCAUUUUUCCCAUUACUUGGCUGUUUCACAACACCAGGAGUCCAGCUAUGGGCAGUUUGGGCCAUGCAACAUGUCUGCAGCAAGAAUCCCUCCAGGUAUUGCAGCAUGUUGAUUGAAGAAGGAGGAUUGCAGCAUUUAUACAACAUCAAAGAACAUGAACAGACUGAUCCCCAUGUCCAACAGAUUGCUGUGGCCAUUCUGGACACUUUAGAAAAACACAUUGUACGCCAUGGGAGACCACCUCCCUGUAAAAAACAACCCCAGGCCAGACUAAAUUGAUAGCCAUAGGCAACUGAAUAAUUGAAUCACAGGCAUCCUUUUUGUGAUAGGCUCAUUAGGAGUAUCUUCUGUGAUGUUUUGGGGUUUCUAUAACAAGAGUCUUAGAUCGGUUUGGGAUUGAUGCUGUACAGUACUGCCCAUGUGAACAGUCUCUAAUUUGUUUUGUGAUUUUUAACUUAUGAGGUAAGAAGGGUCUCUUCCUUCAUCAUUGCUUUUUAGAAAAAUUUCCACAUCUUUCAGUGUUUGAACUUACCUGUGCUUGAAAUUCUACAGUUUUAUGAUAAAGUUUGCACGAACCCUUAGGCCAGACUUUUCUGACCUUAAAGACCCUUCUAAUCAGUUUGCAGUUUCAGAUAAGCUGUUAACCUGAUUUCUGAAACUGCUUCAGUUGUAAAUUUUAUAAUGCUUGUAUAAAAUGCCUUUAUUCUC